UGCUGUUGAUCUGAUGAGCUUCAACACGAUAUAUUUGACGCUGAUGUCGGUCAGAAUGGCUCCUCGUCUUCCUCUGAUCUUUCUGCUCAUGAUUCACGUGGUUUCUGCUGGUUGGGGUGUGAGUUACAGUCCUUCACACAUCUGUGCACUAAAGAACUCAUCAGUGAUAAUGAACUGCACUUAUACAUACCCUACUGGAUAUAAGAUUUGGAAAGUGUUCUGGACCAAAAACCCUGUAAAGGGUGAAGACUAUCCAGAUCUGUCUGAGGAUCCUGAAUACAGUCAGAGGCUUCAGUAUCUGGGAGACAAACAGCAGAACUGCACCAUCAGACUGAGUCAUGUGACACAGAAGGACCAACACAUGUACUGUUUCAGAUUCAUCACUGAUAAACCUGAUGGAAAAUGGCUUGGUGUUCCAGGAGUGAAUCUUACUGUGACAGAUCUUCAGGUGGAGGCUCCUGAGAGAGUGACAGAGGGUCAUAAUGUCCGUCUGACAUGUAAAAGCAGCUGCACUCUGACUGACAGAGCAACAUUCAUCUGGUACAGAAACUCACAGCCAUUAACUGAGAGAAGAGACAGAAACAAUCAACUCCUGCUGCAGUCAGUCAGAAGAGAGGAUGCAGGCAGAUACAGCUGUGCUCUACAUGGACACACUUACAUCUCUCCUGCUGCUCAGCUCAAUGUCACCUAUCCUCCAGAGAAUCCUGUGAUCUCCAUCAGUCCAUCUGUAAUAGUGGAGGGAGAUUCAGUGACUCUGAUCUGCAGCAGUGACUCAAUCCCUCCUGCAGAAAUCAGCUGGUUUAAAGGAGGAAUGAUUGUAGGAUCUGGAAGAAUCUACAGCAUCUCAAAGAUCAGAUCUGAUCACAGUGAAGAAUACAAGUGCAAGUCCAUCAAUGAACAUGGAGAGAAAUACUCUGAUGCUUUGACUCUAAACGUCAUGUAUAUUAGUAUAUUAAAUUGGAUCUCUGAUCCUGACACAUAUACAGCUCUUGAGCUCAAGUCCACGACCUCUGACCUCUACAACACACUCACAUCUCCAUUAAAGCUGAAGUCAUUCACACUAAGAUCAUUAAUAACAAUUCAUAUAUUUUUAGAAGAUUAUAUUAAUAUUCCCUUUAAUAAGUCACUGUUUUUAAGUAGUGCAGAGUAUUAUCAUGUUAUGGUCCAGUUUAACUUCUGUGUUUCAGUGGUUUCUGCUGGUUGGGGUGUGAGUUACAGUCCUUCACACAUCUGUGCACUAAAGACCUCAUCAGUGAUAAUGAGCUGCACUUAUACAUACCCUACUGGACAUAAGAUUGAGAAAGUGUUCUGGACCAGAAACCCUGUAAAGGCUGAAGAGCCUCCAGAUCUGUCUAAGGAUCCUGAAUACAGUCAGAGACUUCAGUAUCUGGGAGACAAAGAGCAGAACUGCACCAUCAGACUGAGUCAUGUGACACAGAAGGACCAACACAUGUACUAUUUCAGAUUCAUCACUGAAAAACAUGAUGGAAAAUGGACUGGUGAUCCAGGAGUGACUCUUACUGUCACAGAUCUUCAGGUGGAGGCUCCUGAGAGAGUGACAGAGGGUCAUAAUGUCCGUCUGACAUGUAAAAGCAGCUGCACUCUGACUGACAGAGCAACAUUCAUCUGGUACAGAAACUCACAGCCAUUAACUGAGAGAAGAGACAGAAACAAUCAACUCCUGCUGCAGUCAGUCAGAAGAGAGGAUGCAGGCAGAUACAGCUGUGCUCUACAUGGACACACUUACAUCUCUCCUGCUGCUCAGCUCAAUGUCACCUAUCCUCCCAGGAACGUCUCAGUGUCCAUCAAUGGAUCUGGUGUAAUAGUGGAGGGAGAUUCAGUGACUCUAAUCUGCAGCAGUGAUUCAAACCCUCCUGCUCUGAACUUCAGCUGGUUUAAGGAGAAUCAAAGCUCAGCUGUUGGAUCUGGACAGAGUUUCAGUGCACUACAGAGUGGACGCUUCUACUGUGAGGCUCACAAUCAACAUGGAUCUCAGAGAUCAGACGCUGUUACUGUCACAGUUCAUCCUGGAGCUGAUAGGAAUGUGAUUGUGAUCGCAGCAACAUCUGGAGGAUUAUUCAUCACCAUCAUCAUCAUCAUCAUCAUAUGGUUUAUAAUGAGGAAACAAAGGAGUGUAAAAACUGAAGAUUUCACAGUGAAACAGAAUGAUCUCUACUCUGAUGUUCCAGUUCAUGCCGAGUCUCUUUCUGAACCUGAUCCAGUCAAUGAUGCUCUGUAUGCCAGUGUGAAACCCAGCAGAUCCAGAGGAGAAACUCCUGAAUCCAGAGAUACUGAGGAGAUCCAGUACGCAGCUGUCCAAUAUCACCGAAAGAAAAAAAAAGGAACAGAUCAGAAUACGUUGAUGAAUGUCAGUAUGAUGAUAUAAGAGUUCAUCAGCUGCCAUGAAGUAAGAAAACAACACCUUCACCAGCACAGAUCAUCUAAUCAGAGCUGUAACACUGUUGUGCUGUUUGUUUGGAUAUUUCAAGCAAUCAAAUGUUCAAACUGUGGAAGAUUCAUCUGUAAUCUACAGCAGCAUCAAGUGAAUGAUACAGACCAGUGAACAAAAAGCCUGUGCUCCACUCUUUAAUGAGCGAUUGUUGAAAAAAAUCAAACCACAACCAUUAUAAACAUGUUUAACAUCCCCAUUAAGAUUAAUUUGUUAAGUUUUUCAUCACAAAAUUUUCCACCAUUUUGAAUUGAACAUUUCAUCUUCAGACAUGUCAACUAAAAAGAAAUCAUGUCGAUCAUUCAAAGCAUUUUCGAAUAAUGCGCAAAUACAUUUGCCCAAGAGCUCACUCACUGUUUGACCGAACAUGCUAUAUUUUACGAUUACAUUGGUGUACUGUUACGAAACG
Messenger RNA from Carassius auratus (goldfish), 2858 nucleotides. Its product is annotated as B-cell receptor CD22-like. The transcript has 12 exons. Bases 14 to 2386 code for a protein of 790 amino acids. NCBI's taxonomy places the organism in Eukaryota, Metazoa, Chordata, Actinopteri, Cypriniformes, Cyprinidae. The record is from RefSeq and is a predicted model, not a curated record.